Molecule: messenger RNA, 4479 nt
Organism: Ctenocephalides felis (cat flea)
Lineage: Eukaryota; Metazoa; Arthropoda; Insecta; Siphonaptera; Pulicidae
Product: (E3-independent) E2 ubiquitin-conjugating enzyme UBE2O
Exons: 14
Coding region: 153-4346 (1397 amino acids)
Source: RefSeq, a predicted model, not a curated record
UCGGCGCGGUGUGCAAAUCGCAACGAUCGCAUUGGCAUCUGUCAAACGGGGCAGCCGGUUGUCAAACGUUAGAGAAUAUUAUAAAAUACAAGUGAUUCAAUUCGUUCCGGUCGCAAAAUUUGAAUCCAUUUCAAACUUUAAAUGCUAGUGCAAUGGAGAGUGAGGACGAUCAUGAUAAUCAACACUUUUUUUAUGAAGAUGAGGUCUUUAGAGUUUCGAAAGCAGGAAAGGUCAGCUUUGGAAUGGUUAUGGAGAAUUAUGAGGCCAAUUUGAGUGAACAGGACAGCGACUCUGACGAUAAUUCAACUUACGCGCCUAUUAAGAAAGGGGAGCUGAGGAUCUCCUGGCAUCCUUCGGGGAAGGAAGAAGUAGUCAAAGACGAGACUGUGGGGUUAGUAGAUAGGUCUCUUAUGCCUGGAGAUGUUGUGCGCAGAAUGAUUAAAGGCAAGGAUACCCAACGAGGCUACUGCCGUGAAAUAAGAGUUGACACUGCUAUUCAAAUCUGUGGUACUCCCUAUGUAAUAACCAAUGUGUCAUCUGAAAGACUUACAAGUAUAGAACAAUUUUCUACUGAUUUAGCAGUCUGUUUGGAUUCUUGGGUGGGUAGUACUCGUUUAGUCAAUAGCCGUAUGAUACUGACUUCUAUAGAUGGUUCAAAACUGAUGUGGGCUAGUUUAUAUUCAGCCCCAUUUGAGGAUUAUUAUACCAGCAAACUUCGUGCCUACGACGAUUCUACAAAGAUGUACUAUCCAGGACAAACAGUAAUAUGUUCAUUAAAAGCACUUGAUGCUGCUGAAUGGAUUACUUGUACCAAAGAAAUGAGUGCUUUGAGGAAGAAGAAACAUAAGGAACAUAAGUUUACAGUACAAUCAGUGACUAUGGAUUCAGUAAUAGUCAGAUGGCAAUGUAAAGCUUUGUCAUUUGAAAAUGAAGGUGGUCAUGAAGGAGCUCACACACAACCUAAGUCAGUCGUCGAAGGGGAAGACUUGAAACGCCUUAAAAUGCUUAAUUUAUUUGAACCUUGUACAGUAUCUAUAGGCGACAGAUAUUAUUUUGAACUUACUGAAGAAGAUGAAAUAAUUAACAUUGUGGAUUGGAGGAGAGCUCAAAAUCGCAAAUUUAAGGAAUUACAUAAAAUGAAGAAACUAGAUGAUGAGAAGGUCGACAAAAAAUCUUUAAACUUAGAACUUAAUUGUAUGACUGAGAAUUCUGAUACUAAAACGCAACCUAGCCUAUCAAAAUCAAAAGUAAAUACUAAAGUUUCAUUAAAAAAAGAGGAAAUUACAGAGCUUACAGAAACACCAAUAAAUAUUAAAAAAACGGAAUCAAAGGAUUGUAAUAAAAGUCGAGAAAAAGAGAUUGAAGCAGAGUGGUUAAGUGACACUUCUUGUGAUACUUCUUGCGAUACGGUUGCUUCUCAUUCCUCAAGUCAAAGUACUGACAGUAUGACACUUAAGAAAGCUCAAGUAUUGUCAACGAAAUUGUUCAAAAAUAGAAGAUUGAAACGAACAAGGCGCAAAACACCUAUUCCAAAACCCCCAAAACCUGGUGAUAGAAUUGUUGUAGACAUUAUUUCUACAAAAAGUGAAGCCGAUGUCGUAUGGCAAGAUGGAAGCAUAGAAAAUGACAUAAGUUCUGUGGAUCUGUACCCCAUACAUCAUCUAGAUGACCAGGAAUUCUUUCCUGGUGACUUUGUGAUUGCUGGUGCCGAGGGAUCUGAACCACCUUGCUCAAGAGAAUACGGUGUUAUUCAAAAUAUGGAUCACCAAGGCCGAACAGCCAUAGUUAAAUGGUUCAGAACAUACACCAGUACUCAGGAGCCCAGGCCAUUAUUUCUUUCCGAAAGUGAAGUCAGCGUUUAUGAUCUUAAGGAUCAUCCUGAUUUCCAAUACAGGCCUGCAACAAUAGUUAUAAGAGUAGCAAACUUUGUUGGAGAAGAUGCGACUUGCACUGCCGGACAGGUGAUCGACAAUUUCCCUGAAGGCAAAGUUAAAGUAUGGUGGGUAGAUGGUCAUUCUAGUAUGUGCUGGCCACAAGAUAUAUUCAAAAUUGGUGAAUACGACUCAGAUGAUGGCGAUUUCUGGGGUGAUAACGAGACCGAGGAUUCCUGGGAAACAAUGAGUGGAGACAGCUUAACUGUCUCUGGUUCUUCAAGCAGUGUUGUUCCUGCAAAGUUAGCUUGGCCUGAACUCAAACCGCGCCUAUCAGCCAAUGUGGAACGUGCCAGGACUGCAAUGGCUAGGUUAGAAGAGAUUUUCACUCAAAAUCCAUCUUUGCAAAGUCAGGAGGUUAUGAAAAAACUUCUCGAUGUAUAUAAAGAAUGUAGAUAUCUUGAUAGGUUGAUGGAUACAUCAUUUUUCCACGAAGAUAAUUUUGAGGGGUUAUUAGAGAGAGUACGGGAAAAGGGCACUCCGAGCGCCGCAAAACAAAUCAAAGAUCACUUAUCACGUUUGUUUAGUAACGAUAUCGGCGAUAAUUCGCAAGGCGAUUUAAAUUUGAGUGCUAGUAAUGAAGAAGUAUUAAUUGGCAGUACAGAUUUGGAAUCGAGCCCUUUGAGCUCAAAGACUGAAUCCAGACAUCGCUUAGAAUCGAAGAGUUCUAGCAAGACAAAUCUGCUCGCAAAGGACGAUUGGUUGAAAAGGCGUAGCAGUACGAAAAGUGUCGCUCGUACUAGUUCUAAUUCGGACAUUGCACAAAAGAAUUCCAAGGCUACUAUUAGCGAAAAUAACUCUAAGAACGAAAUGAACCGAACUGGUUCGAAAUGCGACAUACCUCCAGUGCCCAAUAAUAGCAUGAAUAAUGUGAAAAUCCAGGAUAUUGAUCUCAAAUCAUCUUUGGAUACUGUUAAAAUGGUCAUUGAAAAAAUAGAAUCCGAGGACAAUCAGAAGCAAGUUGAUGAUAUUUUGAAACGAAACCAAGAAGUGCCUCCAGUGACCAAGAAGCAAAAUACUACAGUAGAAGGGACAGUAGUUUUACACUCCACAUCACCUAAUGCAUUAGAUACAUCACAAACCAAAACCGAAGAUUCUGGCUUAUAUUCUCAUUCUGCGAGGGCAUCAAUGGGCAGUUCUGAGAGCUAUCAAAGUUCUACUGAAUAUUUAGUCAGUGAUAUUGUUGGUACUUUAGCAAAUCAAGUUUUAGAUUCAGUGGAAACACAUUUAGAGGGCAAAAUAAUGGAGCAUGUCGUCUCUACAGAGCAUACCCCUAGUAGAAAACACUCUCAAGAUGAGCACAAUUCAUUAAUUGUUUGUGCCAAACUCUGUUCAUUAAUAAAGAAACAACUGGUUGCGGCACAUGCUGAGAUUUUGAGACGGUUUGGGGUGUCAACGCCAUCAUUAACUGACAUUGUAACUGAAGGAAACAAUGAUGAGGACCCAGUACCGGAGCCAAAGAUGCUCAUCACUAAUGAAAUUCCUGGGACUCCAAUGUCUCCUACUUCAGUCUCAGAUGUAUCAUUUGGCAAAAUAGCAGAAGAUGCAGCUGAUCAAUUUGCAAUCUGUGAUACGGCUCCUUGCUCUCAUAAUUACUAUUUGACAAUGCUGCAGCCAACCAAUCCACAAGAAUUCUUUAAAACUGUUAGAAAGGAAUUGAAGCUUCUAAGAACUGGAUUGCCGCCAGGUGUCUGGGUCAAAAACUAUGAAGAUCGUUUAGAUUUAUUCUCAGUCCUCAUUCGUGGACCCAAUAAUACCCCUUACGAAGAUGGAUUAUUCUUAUUUGACUUCCAACUGCCAGCUGAGUAUCCACGAACACCGCCUUUAUGUCACUAUAUAAGUUAUUGCUCUGACAGAUUAAAUCCAAAUUUAUAUGAAGAUGGAAAAGUAUGUGUCUCAUUAUUGGGUACUUGGUCUGGAAAAGGUACUGAGGUCUGGGGAGCAUCAAGUACUUUGCUGCAAGUUUUUGUAUCGAUACAAGGGUUAAUUCUUGUACCUGAACCUUACUUUAAUGAAGCUGGAUAUGAGAAGCAGAAAGGUUCCCAAGCUGGUUGUGAAAAUUCACGAAUGUACAACGAGAUGGUAGUGCUGAAAUUAGUCCAGGCAACAACUAAAUUAAUCCGUUCACCGCCUGAAGUGUUUAGAGAAGAGAUCAUGAAACAUUUCAAGUUGAAGGCCCCUGCUCUUCUUAACCGCCUUGAGAACUGGUUGACUUUGUCAGAGGUGCACAAUGCGAAGUACCCAACUAGCCCGAUGACUCCAUCUACUUAUAGAAUUAAAGCAGCUGAGCAGGACUCCACUAUCCUUGAUUUAGUGCCUCCUGAUUUUCCGUUGAUACCUGCCAGUAGGGGUUUCUGCCUUUCCCUUAGAUCUGCAUUAGUUUCCUUUAAGGAAAUUCUAAAUGGACUCACAUAGUCUGGCUAAUUUGUUAUUUUUCUUUGCACCAAGGUGAAUUUACGAUUUUAAAUAAAUCAUAUGAAUAGCGUUAAUCCUGGUUUUGUAUUUUAUUGCUAUAUAAACAAGCUUAUGCUUCUUAUGCAACAACUUC